GCGAUGUAUUUCAUAACGUUAAAACUCUACGGUCAUAAAGGGGUUCGGUUGAAAAUUCCCAGGAGCGAAUCGGUAGUGCACGAUUUCACGAUCGUUGACAGUGGACAACAAUGGUGAAGCUGCACACGCGCUUGUGCGUGCUCCUCUGCUUGAUCGGCGGGGGUAUCGUCCACGCGAGAAAUGACGUUUAUUGUGCAGGUGAUUUACAGAAUAAACCUUUCAUCUUUAAGGAAGUUCGGCUAAAAGUUUACAAGGGUGACAGCUCCAAUUUCACCGCCACCUCGACCACGCUAAUGAAUCCACAGAAAAUCGCGAAGGACAUCGAUCCCAAGAAAAACUCCGUGCUGUACAUACACGGGUUUAUGGAAAACACGAUUUUCGAUAAUGUGCUGGUAGUAGUUAAAGGAUUUUUGGACCGGGGAGACGUGAACGUAAUCGCGCUCGAUUGGAGCGAAGUGACGAUGAACAUCAAUUACAUCUACGUUUCCGAGCAAGUGGUUGUGAUUGGGAAAGCGGUCGCCGGCGCUUUGGAGAAACUCUCUAAUGUUAUUGAUUUGCAGAAACUGCACGUGGUCGGGCACUCCUUGGGCGCUCACAUAGCCGGCCACAUUGGAAGGUUUGUGAACACCACCCUCGGCCGGAUAAUAGGAUUAGAUCCCGCGUUCCCCCUGUUCUACCCUUCCACGUGUCACGUUAGAGCGAGCGACGCGGAGAACGUGGUUAUCCUCCACACAGACGCCGGGUUUUAUGGUACGCCUAUCGACACGGGAUCCGUCGAUUUUUAUGCGAACAAGGGAGUCAGUCCUCAGCCGGGUUGCCCUGUAAUCAUUGGCGGAGAAGUCUGCAGCCACCAGAGGUCCACCAAGAUAUUCGCCGAGAGUCUGACGAAUCCUAACGCGUUUCUGGCGUACGAGUGCAAUAGCGAUACAAUGAAGAGGAUCGAUGGCGGUAGGAACGUGCCAUUCGGCGAUAACACUCCUAACAACCUACGUGGUGCAUUCUGUUUCGAAACGAACGCUCAAUACCCAUACGGCAAAGCGAGCGCAGCUGCAUAAUCGAUUAAAAGAAACGAUUAAAUUUGGUGGAAGACGGUGAACAAGAUAUGCAAAUAAUUUUCGGGGACCUUCAUUGAAGAGGAUCAUGCUCGGAUAAUUAUCAUCGAGGACGCUCCGAAGGAAUGCCACUGGCAAUAAUGAUAUUUAAAGUAUACGUGCAUCAGCCGAUAUCAACGAAUAUCCACGCACGUCCGUACCAUUGUCAGCUGAAUCGUUUCCUGCGGCCAAAAGUCGCGAAUGGCACUUCCGUCCACAAACUGUGCAAGCGCCUCAGAGGAGCCACCGAUUUUGGUGAAGUGACGCAUGAACGAACGAUUAUAAUUUCAUUUCCAGUCUGUGUCGUUAUGAAUAUUUAACAUACAUAGCCGCAUACUCGACGCGCUUGGCCCCUGAAACGUAAUUACCAGCCAUUUGAGACGAAAAGUAUUUCCAGUCGCUCCCAACUUGUAAUUUUCCUCGGUACCGUGCAGGAAACUAUAAUUCAUUGUAUGUCAACAUCGAAACAAGAAAAUAGGACUCUUGCCAAGGAAGAAAUUAUUUAUAAAAAUAAA
Messenger RNA from Nomia melanderi (Alkali bee), 1606 nucleotides. NCBI's taxonomy places the organism in Eukaryota, Metazoa, Arthropoda, Insecta, Hymenoptera, Halictidae. The record is from RefSeq and is a predicted model, not a curated record.